Messenger RNA from Oncorhynchus keta (chum salmon), 5859 nucleotides. RefSeq names its product palmitoyltransferase ZDHHC8B-like. Gene Ontology annotation, biological process: protein palmitoylation. The coding region runs from base 202 to 2547 and encodes 781 amino acids. The record is from RefSeq and is a predicted model, not a curated record. NCBI's taxonomy places the organism in Eukaryota, Metazoa, Chordata, Actinopteri, Salmoniformes, Salmonidae. The transcript is spliced from 11 exons. Gene Ontology annotation, molecular function: palmitoyltransferase activity.
UGCUGCUAGCAGAAAAGUAGUGGAUUUCCAAGCUUUUGGAGCGCUGUAUUUUCUGCCUGUCUAUAUUUGGAUCUGUGUGCGUUUAACGGCAGUAAACACGGAUUGGCUGAAUCGUUAAUUAUAGAUAUUGCAGACUGGAUCUUUACAUAUGUAUACUAUCUCCAAUUGGAAUAAAUAAUUGAGGAAUGUGGAAAUUACAGAAUGCCCAACAGCGUUGGAAAGAGAUUUAAACCCACCAAAUACAUCCCAGUAUCCACUGCUGCCACUCUUCUUGUGGGAUCCACCACCUUAUUCUUCGUUUUUACGUGCCCCUGGUUGACCAAAGCGAUCUCCCCCGGUGUGCCUCUCUACAAUGGCGUCGUCUUCCUCUUUGUGCUGGCCAACUUCAGCAUGGCUACCUUCAUGGACCCUGGAGUCUUCCCCAGAGCGGAGGAGGACGAGGACAAGGACGAUGAUUUCCGGGCGCCUCUCUACAAGAACGUGGAGAUCAAGGGAAUUCAGGUCCGGAUGAAGUGGUGUGCCACCUGUCACUUCUACAGACCGCCCCGCUGCUCCCACUGCAGCGUGUGUGACAACUGCGUGGAGGACUUUGACCACCACUGCCCCUGGGUGAACAACUGCAUCGGACGCAGGAACUACCGUUACUUCUUCCUGUUCCUGCUGUCGCUAAGCAUCCACAUGGUCGGCGUGUUCUCCUUCGGCCUACUGUUCGUGCUGCACCACAUGGAGCGGCUGGGCACGCUGCAUACUACCAUCACUCUGGUGGUGAUGUGUAUAGCAGGGCUCUUCUUCAUUCCAGUCAUCGGCCUGACAGGCUUCCAUAUGGUCCUUGUCGCCAGAGGUCGCACCACUAACGAACAGGUGACGGGCAAGUUCCGCGGAGGAGUAAAUCCCUUCACGCAGGGUUGCUGUGGCAACAUCAAGUAUGUCUUGUGUGCUCCCUUGGUGCCCAGGUACACAGGUGUGGACCCCAGGAAGAAGCCCCCUGUCUCCAUCCAGCCCCCCUUCAUCAGACCAGACAUCUCUGACAGACAGAUCAGCAUCAAGGUCAGCGACAACGGGAUCCACACCAGUAUCCUCCGGUCUAAAUCCAAGAUCAGUCUGGAUGGCCUGGCCUUGGAUGAUAAAGGCCUAGACACCCAGCCACCGCUGCCCCCCAAAGCAGACCGCUACAACCAGCUGAAGAGCCAGCUGACAUCCAGCAAAGGCAAUUCCCUAACUGGCAAGACCCACCCCUCAACCCCGGCCAUGUACAAGUACCGGCCCUCGUUCGGCACCAUCCCUAAAGUCCACUACAACGCGGCAGGGGAGAAGAUUGUAAUGCCAGAUGACCACCGUAAGGCGUCAGCCAUCUUGGAGGAGGGCCGUUGCCACGUUGACUACCGCUCAGAGCCCAACCUGGACCUGCCUGACUACCACAAUGCCCCUCUUCACCGUACCUUCCAGUCCUCCCCACUGCAGCUGGACUCCUACCUCAUCAACUCCCGCUCCCUCAGCCUGAAGCAGGCCCACCAGCGCAGGGACAAGGGCCAGCUGCCUACCCUGCAGCCCGAGACCGCCACCUCCACCCCCUACAAGAGCGUCUUCUCCCCCAACACACUGUCCAACCGUAACGGCAGCCUCUCCUAUGACAGCCUGCUCAACCCCAGCAUUUCCCCAGCCACAGAGGCAGAGUGCAUGGCCCACCCCGGUAUGCCCUUUAUGGGCUUCCACACACCCUACCUGCCAACCAAAAUGUGCCAUGUGCGGGGGCCUGAACUGCAGAGCCAGAGGCAGCAGGUCCCCCCUAGCUUCAGCCCCAUGUUGGGCUCCAGGGGGAUAGGGAUGAGCAUGAGCAGGCAGUCCCCCCGGGACCCGUCCCCGGUGCGCUACGACAACCUCUCCAAAACCAUCAUGGCAUCCAUCCAGGAGCGUAAGGAGAUGGAGGAGAAGGAGAAGCUGCUGCUGCACCACGGGGGACACUCUCAGGCUCAGGCCUAUAAUCAGGCUCAGGACUCAGGCAUGUUUGACAGCCCUGGAGGGUACGGCUUGCCUCCUAGCGCCUGCUACCCAGACGGGUCCCGGGGCCCGAGCUCCAAAGGCCCCACACCCCCAGCCUAUGGAGGCUCCAGGGACAACCUGAUGGGGGUGGUGAGCUACGGGCCGCGGACCCCUGUGCUGCGCUCCUCUGGUGGCUCCUCUCUGGUACGUGCCCCCAGGACUUCCUCCAGCUCCUUGCACACAGACAGCAGCAUGCAGGGAGGAAGGGCCUCCGAGCCCUCCUACCGCUCCCCAGCCCAUCAGCCCCACCACUCCCCCGCCAUGCCCCAAUCCCCCUCCUACACCCACCAGAAACUCUCCUUUAUCCAUGCCCUAGAGAGGACAGACUCACCCCGCCUGGGUGGCCCAAGAGAGGCCAUGAUGCAAAGUAAAGUGAAUGGGCAAACGGACUGCCAUCUAGGGCCCAACAGCUCCAGUGCCCAGGGCAACCCCCUCAGCCCUAGCCGCCACAGUAAUGUCAAAAAGGUGACCGGGGUGGGUGGCACCACCUAUGAGAUAUCUGUGUGAGAGGGCUGGGGCCCGGGGCACCAAACCUUAAAGGAGAAGGCAGCAUUGUCAUGGCAACCACCUCCAAUGGUAACAACAUCCACGACCGCGCUAGAGAGGAUUCUCUUCUUCCUUUUACCGUUUUUAAUUCGAUAUUAACCAAUCAGGGGCGCAGAGCACUUCCUCAUUGGGAAUUAUUGUCCAAUCAGAGGACUUCUGCUCAUUCCGGGCCAGCCCCGGUCUCUGUGUGUCUGUACUGGAGGAGUGGAUAUUGAUCAGUGUGUGUUGUGGGAAAAGAGCAACGUCAACCUAAAGAGGGCUGAUGUUUGUACAGAGUGUUGUGUUGUUGAAUUCUGUGGCUUGUUGUGUUGGUUAUCACUGAACAGUCUGAAUCAGACAGACAGAUCUUAAAUGUAUUGUUUACGGCGUCUCUCAGUUGCGGUCUAUCUGAUGUUAUAAAUUGGGCGGAUCGAGCCCUGAAUGCUGAUUGGCUGAAAGCUGUGGUAUGUCAGACCAUAUACCACGGGUAUGACAAAACAUUUAUUUUUACUGUUCUAAUUACGUUGAUAACCAGUUUAUAAUAGCAAUAAGGCACCUUGGGGGUUUGUGGUAUAUGGCCAAUAUAUCACAGCUGAGGGUUGUAUCCUAGCACUCUGCGUUGCGUUGUGCAUACAAACAGCCCUUAGCCGUACCUCCCUUAGCCGUGGUAUAUUGGCCUUAUACCACACCCAACACGGGCCUUAUUGCUUAGUUAUGUGUCAUCAUCACACUCACUACACACUCAUUACACACCCACAGACCACAAGAUUUUAACAGCCAGACACACAAACUCAUACAAUUGAUGUCAUACAUCUUUGUUCAGUCACAUUCUUUAAAAUAGCAGUGGUAUGGAUAGCCAUCUCCAUACCAAUAAGUUAUGCGUAUAGCAGCACCCCAUUGGAUUCAAGCAUACAGCAUCCCUCUUAGGUAUUCAAAGUGCUUCACAUAUCCUGUCCAAAUGACCAUGUCUGUCUGGUCCAUCAACAACAUGUUGGCCAUUACUGAGUGGAACAGAGGGAAGAUUACAUUAAACCAGUGAGUUUUAGAUCAAUACCAUCUUUAAUAGGCUGACUGAUCUGAGCUAAAGACAACACAACGGUGCUGUGUGGCACUCAGAGCCACGGGUCUUGAAUGUCUCCUAAUCUACAUUUAUCCUCUGAGUUGUGAGGAGGUGUUUUAGGGCUUACAGUACAGGAGCAUAUUAAUCCAAACUCAAGCUGAGAUCCAGUAUUUACCUAUACAGUAUACCAUAAGCUACAGUCUGUACGUUAUCAGCAACAUACAGUGCCUUCGGAAAGUAUUCAGACACCUUGACUUUUUCCACAUUUUGUUACGUUACAGCCUUAUUCUAAAAUUGAUUAAAAUAAAUGUUUUCCCUCGUCAGUCUACACACAACACCCCAUAAUGACAAAGCGAAAAGAGGUUUAUAGAAAUGUUAGCAUAUUUAUAAAAAAUGUAAAACAGAUACCUUAUUUACAUAAGUAUUCAGACCCUUUGCUAUGAGACUCGAAAUUGAGCUCAAGUGCAUCCUGUUUCCAUUGAUCAUCCUUGAAAUGUUUCUACAACUUGAUUGGAAUCCACCUGUGGUAAAUUCAAUUGAUUGGACAUGAUUUGGAAAGGCACACAGCUGUCUAUAUAAGGUCCCACAGUUGACGGUGCAAACCAAAGCAAAAACCAAGCCAUGAGGUCAAAGGAAUUAUCCGAAGAGCUGCAAGACAGGAUUGUGUCGAGGCACAGAUCUGGGGAAGGGUACCAAAACAAUUCAGCUGAAUUGAAGGUCCCCAAGAGCACAAUGGCCUCCAUCAUUCUUAAGUGGAAGAAGUUUGGAACCACCUAGGCUCUUCAUAGGGCUGGCCGCCUGGCCAAACUGAGCAAUCGGGGGAGAAGGCCCUUGGUCAGAUAGGUGGCCAAAAAAACAAUGGUCACUCUGACAGAGCUCCAGAGUUCCUAUGUGGAAUUGGGAGAACCUUCCAGAAGGACAACCAUCUCUGCAGCACUCCACCAAUCAGAACUUUAUGGUAGAGUGGCCAAACAGAAGUCAAUCCUCAGUAAAAGGCACAUGGCAGUCCACUUGAAGUUUGCCAAAAGGCACCUAAAGAGUCUCAGACCAUGAGAAACAAGAUUAUCUGGUCUGAUGAAACCAAAAUUGAACUCUUUGGCCUAAAUGCCAAGCGUCACAUCUGGAGGAAACCUGGUACCAUUACUACGGUGAAGCAUAGUGGUGGCAGCAUCAUGCUGUGGGGACGUUUUUCAGCAGCAGGGACUGGGAUGCCAGUCAGGAUCGAGGGAAAGAUGAACGGAGCAAAGUACAGCGAGAUCCUUGAUAAAAACCUGCUCCAGAGGGCACAGGAUCUCAGACCGGGGUGAAGGUUCGUCUUCCAACAGGACAACGACCCUAAGUACACAACCAAGACAACGCAGCUUGAGAGGAUAUGCAGAGAAGAAUGGGAGAAACACCCCAAAUACAGGUGUGCCAAGCUUGUUCCAUCAUACCCAAGAAGACUGUCAAGAAGUCUAGGCUGUCUUCGCUGCCAAAGGUGCUUCAACAAAGUACUGAGUAAAGGGCCUGAAUACUUAUGGAGAUGUCAUAUUUUUUUAAAUAUUUUUUUUAUAAAUUAGCAAAAAAUUCUAAAAACCUGUUUUUGCUUUGUCGUUAUGGGGUAUUGUGUGUAGAUUGAUGAGGGAAAAAUACUUUCCCAAUGCACUGUAUAUGUAGUCCAAAACCCUAUCUAUUAGUUUAAAUGUUAUGUUAGAGUGACCCCCGACACAGACCAGUGCUAAGCACAUACACAAAAGCCUGUGCUACUGAGUGUUACAGUGGUGGCUGUUGUCUGUGAACAGUUCUGAAUACCAAGUCAAAACAGUCCUCUCCAUAUUCAGUACAAAUCCCACCAGCUUGGCAGUCAGCCAUGCACAGCCAAAACAUCUGACAGGCAAUUUAUUACUUUUGUGACUUAGUAGUUUUUUUUUGUAAAAAUAGGUCUACCCAUAAUAAGUUAUGUUAAUGUCAUGUAUAAUUGUGUUUUGUUCUGAUUCAAAUCAAGUGUGAAAAAACCUUGAAAAUCAAAGAAGUCUUCGGCUGUGUUAUAAAAUAAAGAAAACUCACCAUUGUUUUUCACAAUUAUUAUUAUUUUAUUUUUUAUAUAUAUAUACCCAACCUUUUGAAAAUGUUUGCAACAUCUUACUUUUUAUACAGAUGCUCAAGCUUGGAAUGGAUGUUUGUAUUUGAGUGGAUUUUUGUGUUGAUAAUUUAUAACUUAAGUGAAUAAUAAAUAACAUAAGGCAUACAGAGAA